AUGGCUGAGCCAGUUGUUUCUGAAGUGAAUUUGAUCAUCUGUUUUGCUUCGACACCUAACAUUCAAAAGCUUCAAACUCAAUUGAGGGACCUGAAAGCGACUAGAGAAGGGGUUCAGCUAUGGGUCGUAGAAGCACGCAACAAUCUGAGAUCCGUUCCUGAAGCUGAUACAUGGCUGAUUAAAGCAAAUAACAAAAUUGCAGAGGCAGAUACAAUUAUUGAAUCCGAGGCCCGAGUUCAGACGGGAUGUUUGAAUGGGUGGUGUGGGCCCCGUUACUCACUGAGUAGAAAAGCCGCGAUCAUGAUUCCAGAUCUUGUCGAUCUUCAUACUGAGGGCAUCAAGUACACUCAGUUGUCCCACAGUUCACCACCACCAUCCAUCCAAGCUCUACCCUCGACAGGAUUCAAGGGGUUUGAGUCUCGAAAUUUGAUUGUGAAGCAAAUCAUCGACGCUCUGAAGGAUGACGAGAUCAACCUGAUUGGGGUAUGCGGGAUGGGGGGAGUGGGCAAGACAACAAUGGUCAAACAGGUUGCCAAACGAGUGGAAGAAGAGAAACUCUUUAAUAAAGUUGCAAUGGCAGUUGUCAGCCAAGAGCCAGACUUCGUGCAGGUUCAAAGUUGUAUUGCAGAAAUGUUGGGUUUACAACUUGGCAUGGGGAACACAAUGGUACGAUCACGUCUGCUACGUUAUAGACUUCUACAGAACGAUGAGAAAAUUCUAGUCAUAUUGGAUGACAUUUGGAAACAAUUUGAUCUCGAGGACUGGGGAUUUCCUUCGGAAGGAGGCAGCAACAAGAGUUGCAAGAUCCUUUUCACUUCACGAAAUCGAAAUCUAUGGAAACGAAUACAAAAUAAAAGGUACAUCCAACUUCAGGUCCUAGUGGGUGACGAACCAUGGCAUCUCUUUAGAGAGACGGUAGGCGAUUGUGCUGAGGACCUUGAUCUGCUACCACUAGCAAAACAGAUUGUAAAUGAAUGUGGAGGUUUACCACUUGCCCUCGUAACUAUCGGAAGGGCUCUUACAAACGAACGCAACCAACGUCAUUGGAAUAAUGCGCUUCAACAACUAAGAACCCCUUCUUCAGAAAGUUUGUCGUCAGGAUUGCUUGCAAAAGUGUAUCAAGCUCUAUAUUUUAGUUACAAUUUUCUAACAGUUGAGAGGGCCAAGAAGCUGUUUCUGCUCUGUUGCUUGUUUCCAGAAGGCUUUAAUAUUCAUAUUGAAGAUUUGGUUAGAUACGGAAUCGGAUUGCGGUGGUUUAAAGGCAUCGACAAAGUGGAUGAAGUAAGAGAUCGAGUGAAUGUCUUUGUUGAUUGCCUUAAAUGCUGUUAUUUACUGUUGGAUGGUGAUGAGGAGGAGCAAAUAAAAAUGCACGAUGUAGUGCGUGAUGUCGCCAUAUCAAUUGUGGCUAAAGACAAGCAUGGUUUUAUGACAAUCCAUGGUGCCAAAUCGGGAGAGUGGCCAAAGAAGGCUACAUAUGAGCUUAACACUUCCAUUUCGGUGAUGUCAAAUGAAAUUGUCGAGUUUCCAGGAGGAUUGAGAUGCCCAAAACUUGAGUUUUUACUAAUAGAAUGCCAGAAUAAUUAA
This is a messenger RNA of Camellia sinensis, 1584 nucleotides long. Lineage: Eukaryota; Viridiplantae; Streptophyta; Magnoliopsida; Ericales; Theaceae. The record is from RefSeq and is a predicted model, not a curated record.